ACAAAAAGGAACGGAGAAAGCGAUACGACGACGUUUUGAAAUACGGAGAAGCGUCAGCCAAAAAACCGCGAAAACCAAAUCGACCCCUUCCGGAAGGUGUUCGGAAGAGGGGUACAGGAGAAAGACAGAUGGCUCCGACAAAUCCUCCGGUAAUGAACGCUCAUUUCAAUUUUUCAGGUUACAAGGGUUCUGAUCAGAAUCAUCUGGGAAGCUUUGCAUGGUUGGAUCAGGAUAUGGUUACUUGAGAGAAGGUAAGUUGCUUCAUCUUGCUGCUGUUUUUAAGCUUAAUAAUGUAAAAAACUCAAGUACUAUUAUAGAUAUGGUCAGUGGUACUUUGGAGACUUUUCUUAAUGAUUCCAAUUAUUUUGAGCCAAUUUUUAUAUUGGCAUUUCCUCAAAUGAAUUACAAGUACACUUUGGUUAUGGAAGAAAUUGAUGCUGGGUUUGCUGGUGAUAGUAAUCUUUUAGAGAGUUUAUCACUUGAUACAGAGUUGAGUACAACUAUCUGUUUGAUACUCAGGUCAAGGAAUCAUUUUGUACUGCAAUAUGCCCAUGAAUGCAAUUCUUUGCAGAAUUGCACUCCUUUUGGUGGAGAUAUUGGAUAUUUACCUCACAUAAUUUCCAUAGAAGCUAUUCACUGUUCUGAGUAUAAAUGAAGGUUGCAAAUUUUGGUAAAUUUCCAAUCUGAUGAAUAUUACCGAAGUUUUCAUCCCAAUAUGACAUUGGUUGGGGAGGGAUGGUGGGAUGUCAAGAAGAAUCAGAUAUAUGUUGCUGCUUGCCAGAUAUUGAACACAACAAAUUUUCUGGCUAUUGCUCAUGUUGGAGGAUGUUCAAUUAGGUUGAGCUAGAGAUUUCCCAGAAUCUGGUCAAUCAGAAACAGGAGCAUGAUGGUGGGACAAAUUUGGAGUAACAAAACCAUAAACUAUCCAGGAUACUUUGGCAGGAUCAUGUUUCAAAGUUCCAAUAUUAAUUUGCUGGGGGUUCAAGGUUUGAAGUAUGAGUACACUAAAAUUGACAGAGCAAAAAAUUUAUGCCAGAAAAAGAAGCCUGAAGGCAAGGGGUUAAUAUACCCAAAUGUAUAUUCUAUUGAUAUGCAUUUUGGCACGUCAGUUAGAAAUUCUAAAGGGGUAAAGGCAUGGGGUUAUUCAGAACCCCUCUUUGUGGGUGAUAAGUUCUGUGACCCAUAUAAGUAUGCUAUACCUGUCUCAGAAAACUCAAGGUCUUCUGUGCCUAUCUCCACAUCAAUGCCAGCAAACUCUGAAGUUGAAGCAAAUGCUGGUGAUAGUAGCCCACUGAAUAUCAGCUACAAGAUAAGCUUUAAUCUGGAACCUGGUGCUGAAUUUGGUGGUAUAUCCAUCCAUUUAAGUCAUCAUCAAGGAUUAACGCACAAGUAGAAAUUUAUGCUGAAGGGAUUUAUGAUAUGAAGACUGGAGGCAUUUGUAUGGUCGGCUGCACAAAACUAAGCUCCAUGAUUCAGCAAUUAACAGACGAUUCUAUGGAUUGUGAGAUUGUUGUGGAUCUGCAGUUUUAUCCAUUAAAUUCAGAGAAAGAAGGUCGUAUUAAUGGAAGCUUUGUAAGCAGACGGGAAAAUCUGACCCUCUUUACUUUGAACAUCCGGACUUGUCUUCAACUUGUAAUUUUUUUGAGGCAAGACAAUCAAUUUGGAGGAUGGAUUUGGAGAUCAUUAUGGUUCUGAUAUCUAACACAUUUUCCUGUGUCUUUCUGGGAUUGCAACUCUUCCAUGUGAAAAAGCAACCUGAGCUGCUUCCUUCCAUGUCUCUAGUCAUGCUUGUGAUUCUUAUUUUGGGCUACAUGAUCCCUCGUCCUAAAUUUUGAAGCUUUAUUCUUGCAAACCCAUACUCAGCUAAUUGUUUUGCUUGGAAGUGGUGGAUGGAUUAAAGUGAAAGAAGUGAUUGUGGGGGUGGUCACAAUGGUAGUUUUCCUGUUCCUAUUCUGUCUUCUCCAGUUCACAUGAUCAGCAAGAUUGGCUGAUGAAGAAAAAAACGCCUUGUGGGUUGCUGAGAGGAAUUCUCUGUAUGUGUCUUUACCAUUAUAUACAUCCAGUUCCUUAAUUGCCUUAUUUUUGAACUGGAGGAAGAAAGAAUAUGGUAUUAUGCUACAUGUAUCUUAUCUUAUAGCUUACCAGCAGCAUUCUCAUUGGCAGGACUUGAGACCUUAUGCUAGCAUGGUCCUUGAUGGUUUCCUUUUCCUUCAAAUCCUACUCAACAUGCUCAUGAACUCCAGAAAGCAAGUUCUCUCUCAUCCAUUUUAUAUUGGAAUCACUUUUGUUAGAUUACUACCACAUGCAUAUGAUCUUUACAGAGCUCACAAUGAUAAACACAGUUUUGUUGGGUGAUACGUUUAUGCGGUUCCUUGUGCUGACUUUUACUCAACUGCUUGGGAUGUCAUUAUUCUUUGUGGGGGUGUGCUGUUUUCUGCAUUCAUUUUCUUGCAGCAGAGGUUUGGCGGCCAUUUCAUCCUUCCCAAGGGACUUAAAGAGUUGGAAACAUAUGAGAAGGUGACAGUGGUUUGUGGUAAGUUAGAGGAAUCCAGCACUUAAUAAUCUGUUGUUUUUAUCUCUGCAAGCUCCAAUCUGGAUGCACAUGAGUUUGAAUAAUUCGGUCUUUAGUUUCUUUUGUACCUUUUGCUUGUAAGAGAAGUUGUAUUUCCUGAACCAUUAUUGGAUGCUGCUUUAUUUGACAACACCCAUUAGAGUUACUUUGUAUGUUCUUUUACUUCUUCUCCUUCAUGCCUAACUUUAGCAAAUUUAUAAUGUCAAAUGAAUAUAAUAAUGUAACACUACCACCCUUAUUGAAGAUAUGGCUGACAUUCAAACUGUGAUUGGGAAAUGGCUACCAGACAGACAGAUGCCUUCAAUGAAAUCUCUGGUAAUGGACUCUAUUCCAUUUUUUUCAAGUCUAAUCUCCAAAUUUCUCAUCAAUUGUCUUUCUUAUUUUCCCAAGAAAAAUAUCUUUGCCAUCAAUUUCAUUUUUUAUCUCUCUCUCUCUCUCUCUCUAACUGUUGAAUGCAUUUUUGUUGAUAGAACUGCCAUUUUACAGUACUAAGAGUUUUUUACUGCAUUGAAUAGAUUCUAAUAUUUUUGUCAAUUUUCACAACAUGAAUGUCACUAAUUAAGUGAAAGAACUUUUGUGAUUAGGGUUUUAAAAAAUAGUGAGGUUACUGAUGCAAAGAAAAUCCAAGUUCAGAACCUUGGAGAAAGGGGAGAUUUUAGUAACUCAAGAAAGGCAAUUCCACAGGAUAAAGAGGGAAGAAGCUCACUAACCGUCACAAGUCAUUCAACUAGGAAUUUUAGGGUUUGUUUUGUUUUUUUCUUUUCGGUGGCUCGUGGAUUGAGUGAUGCUACAUCUUUCAAGAUCUUCAACAAGAUUUAAAUGCAUAAAUAUCUUUAAUUCUACAAAAAAUUACUCAACAUGUUAGUUAAGCCAUGGAAAAAGAACGAAUGCUGGAUGCUUACAUUUUUUUCUUGUUAAUGGUAAACUUCUUAUUUCAUAUUUUGCCAUAUCUGUUGUUUUUUUGUAUGGCUUGUAAGAAUCUUUAUUUUGUUUUCUUGUUUUGUUAACCUUUCUUUCUUGUCCUUUUCUUCAUCUUAGAAAUUUUCAAGGAUGUAGACCUUAUCUUUAUUUAUAUUUUUUCUGGUAAAGACUAUAUCACCAUGACUGUAUCAACUUUAAAUUGGUCCAACUAAAUAACUCAAAACUAAUCCUAUUCUUGUUGACCGGGUUACCAAUGUUUUUAUCUAUCUGAGAAAUAAUUCAAGAUAGUUACAGAAUAGUAUUUUUCUUCAACUAAUUCCAACAUUGUUUACUGAUCAACAUGGAAUUCUUCUGCAUGGAGAUUUUUUUUUCCUUUUUCUGUCAUAGCAUCUUUCCUUUGAAUCAAUUUUCUAAAGAGCGUGUACCCAUCAACUUCUUCCUUUGGCUAAUUUUAGUUGGGACUUAUCUUUCAUGACGGAGGAACCUACAAGAGAGAGAGAAAGAGAUGUGUGAUAGGACACCCUGUAUGGAUUUGAAAAAAAAAAGCAUAUACAAGUAUAAAAUCAACAUCACUCUGUACACAUCUAUAAAACAAAUUUUCUCCUUUGGAAUGAACGGUAUUUGCAAUAUAUAGCAGAUAUAGACAUGCUUGCACAAUUAGACCUUUGUAAUUAGGGAGUUUCAAAUAAACUUACUAACAAUAAUAGAAUGAAAGAUGAUGCUUUUACUAAUUGAUUUCUUGGACAUGUAUAAUUAUAUGUUUUGUAUUUUUAGCUUUACUUCUACAAAUCAGAGUUUUUUAUGUGUUGCAUUUUGAGAAACUGUUCACUAGGUGAAUGCAGCAUAAUUUACUCUGCAAUUGCUUUCUAAUUAAAACCUUACAGAAAAAAGUCAACUUCGCUGGUUUUACUGGUGGAGAGAGUGAGACGCAUAUAUGACAGAGGCUCAGAUAUUCACAUAUUGAUGCUUGUUGAUUCUUCUUCUUCUUCUGCUUCUUCUUCUCAGUUCAAGAAAUCCACCACUAUGGUUUUGGUUUCUUAUUCAACCACCUCUUCACAGAGGUGGUUUCCACUAGCGUGGCUUCAUGCUUUCUCACUUCUAUUUGCAACCUCAGUUUCAUACUCUCCAGUUGAAGUCUCUUACCGUCAUCACUGUGAUUCCAUUGUCCCUGAGUCCACCCCAACUUCACCGGAAUUCACCUCCUCCCUACUUCCACGAUCACAAACUGGUUACUCUAUUGGUCCUGAUACAACUGUAAACCGAAAUUUGUCUCGCUACUUCUCACGUUACUCAUCUCCAGUAUCAUUUUACACACGAAAUAUCUAUAAAACCAAAACUGAAGGGGUGUUCAAGGUGGAGGGCCGAUUGCGCCUCUUUUUACCAUGGAGUCUGAAGUAUAGUCAGUUAUCCUAUCCUCAUUUACAAGGGUUCUGGUCAGAGUCUUCUGGGAAGCUUUGCAUGGUGGGAUCUGGAUCUUCUCGUUCAAGAGAAGGUAAUUGGGUUCCUCUUUCUGCUAUUCUUAAGCUCAUUAAUAUAAAAAAUUCAAGUACUAUUACACAUUCAGUUAGUGGUACACUUGAGAGCUUGAGUUCUGUUAAUGAUUUCGAUUAUUUUGAACCAAUUACAAUACUGUUGUUCCCUCAAAUGAAUUACAAGUAUACUUUGGUUCCGGAAGAAAAUGAUACUGGUUCCACUGGUCGGCAUAAUGUUCCAGAGAGAUCAUCACCUGAUACAGGGUUGAUCACAGGUAUCUGUUCGAUACUCAGGCGAGGUUAUCCAUUUGAAUUGGAGUAUGCUCAUCACUGCAAUUCUUCGCAUAUUUGCACUCCUUUUGGUGGGGAUAUUGAAUAUUUGCCUCACAUCAUUUCCACAGAAGUGAUUCAGUGUUCAGAGUAUGAGCGAAGGUCGCUAGUUCUGGUAAAAUUUCAAUCUGAUGAGCAUUACCAACCUUUUCAUCCCAACAUGACGUUAGUUGGGGAAGGAUGGUGGGAUGCCAAAAAGAGUCGGCUAUCUGUUGUUGCUUGCCGAUUGUCUAACCUGAAGAACUCUCUGGCUAAUGCUCAGGUUGGGGAUUGUUCAGUUAGGUUGAGCUUGAGAUUCAACACAAUCUGGUCAAUCAGAAACAUGAGCAUGAUGCUGGGGCAAAUUUGGAGUAACAAAACUGUGAAUGAGUCAGGGUACUUUGAAAGGAUCGCUUUUCAAAGUACCCAGAAUGUUAUGCUGGAGGUUCGGGGCUUCAAGUAUGAGUAUACUGAAACUGACAGAGCAAGAAGUUUAUGCCAGAUAAAGAAGCCUGCUGGAAACAAGGGGGUAGCUUACCCAAAUGGGUAUUCUUCUGAUAUGCAAUUCCACAUGUCUGUUAAGAAUUCUAAAGGUGUAAUGGCAUGGGGUUUUUCAGCCCCUUUCGUUGUGGAUUAUAGGCUUUAUAAGCCAUAUCAGUAUGCCAUGCCUCUGUCAAUUAACUCAAAAUCGUCUGUGCCUGUCUCCAGACCAAUGCCAGCAAACAGAGUUGUUGAAGCAAAUACUAGUAAUAGCAUCCCAAUGAAUAUCAGCUACAAGAUAAGCUUCAUGCUAGAACCUGGAGUGGAAUUUGAAGGUUUUGUCUCUUCUUUGAAUUCAUCCUCUCUAAUGCAUACACAGGUAGAAAUUUCUGCAGAAGGGAUUUAUAAUGCCAGAACAGGAGGCCUGUGUAUGGUAGGCUGUAGAAAGCUAAGCUUAAUGACUCGGCUGUCAACAAAUGAUUCAAUGGACUGUGAAAUUCUCGUGAAUUUCCAGUUUCCUCCAUUGAAUUCAAAGAAAGGUCAUAUCAAGGGAACCAUCAAAAGUAGACGGGAAAAAUCUGAUCCUCUUUACUUUGAACAUCUGGACUUGUCUUCCACUUCUUAUACUGUUGUUGAAGCCAAACAAUCCAUUUGGAGGAUGGAUUUGGAGAUCUUCAUGGUUCUGAUAUCUAACACCCUUUCAUGUGUCUUCCUGGGAUUGCAACUCUUUUAUGUGAAAAACCAACCUGAUGUGCUGCCUUCCAUCUCUCUACUCAUGCUCGUAAUUCUUACUUUGGGCUACAUGGUCCCUCUUGUCCUGAACUUUGAAGCCUUGUUCUUGCAGAAUCAUGCUAGACAGAAUGUUUUGCUUGAGAGUGGUGGAUGGCUUAAAGUGAAUGAGGUGAUUGUGAGGGUGGUCACAAUGGUAGUUUUCCUGUUGCAGUUCCGUUUACUCCAGCUGACAUGGUCAGCCAAAUGUGGUGCCGAAAACCAAAAGGGCUUGUGGGUUGCUGAGAAGAAUGCCCUGUAUGUGUCUUUACCAUCGUACAUACUUGGAUGCUUAAUAUCCUUGUCUCUCAACAGGACAAAGACCGAAUAUGGUGCUGUGAAGGGCCUGAAGGCAUCAUCAAGCCUUAUCAGUUACCAGCAACAUUCCCAUUGGCAGGACUUGAGAUCUUAUGCUGGCUUGACCCUUGAUGGUUUUCUUUUCCCUCAAAUCAUUCUCAACAUGUUCAUAAGCUCAAGAGAUGAACCUCUUUCUUGUUGGUUUUAUAUGGGAACCACCCUUGUUCGAUUGCUACCUCACGCAUACGAUCUUUUCAGGGCUCAUAACUAUGUUAGCGGUUUCAAUGGGUCAUUCCUUUACGCAAAUCCUGGUGCAGACUUCUACUCAACCUCUUGGGAUGUCAUUAUUCCUUGUGUGGCUCUGCUGUUUGCUGCUAUCAUCUUCUUGCAGCAGAGAUUUGGCGGUCGUUGCAUCCUUCCUAGGAGAUUUAAAGAUUUGGAGGCGUAUGAGAAGGUGCCAGUGGCUAGCAGUGAGUAACAGGUAGAGGAAUCCAGGACUUAGAUAUGUUGUUUUUGUUGCUUUGAGCUCCAUUCUGGGUGCAGAUGGAUUUGAAUAAUUCUGUCUUUGUUUCUUAUGCACUUCCUGCUCAUAAGAGUAGUUGUAUUUCCUGAACCAUUACUCUUAAGUACUCUCUUGUUUUGACA
Vitis vinifera (wine grape) is the source of this 7464-nucleotide messenger RNA. RefSeq lists its product as uncharacterized. Lineage: Eukaryota; Viridiplantae; Streptophyta; Magnoliopsida; Vitales; Vitaceae. Bases 4457 to 7297 code for a protein of 946 amino acids. The transcript is spliced from 2 exons. Gene Ontology annotation, cellular component: intracellular membrane-bounded organelle. The record is from RefSeq and is a predicted model, not a curated record.